UAUUUUCUGUAGCAUAAGCACUCACUUUUUUCUGAGGCAAUUAGGCAUUCUUAAUGUAAAUGCUUUUUGUGCAGGCCUUUGAUCCAGAAAAAAAUGGCUGAAACUGCCAUAGAAAAAAAUCAGGAAGAAUGCAAGAUGGUUGGAACAGAUAAUGAAGAAAACGGAGAGAAUCGCGACUCUGAUGCAUAUUUGGGAACAAGCACAACUUUUCUUGGCAAGCUCAACCUCGUUUUAAUCCUCUCGUUCAUGUCAUUAUCCGCGGAAGAGUGCAUCGACUUUGAGGAGAUUGAGAAAAAUGAGAAUGUCAAGUUUCCUGAAGCGAAAGACACCAUAUCAAGAUUGCAUGCUAGAAAGCGAGAAAUAAACGAAUUUAAGGUUGUUGAAUCGCGAACACCAAGGUUUCAGACAAAGAUAAGAGAUUGCAGGCACUGCAGAAGAAUGUGAAAAUAGUACAAGAACAAGCAACAGAGGAGGUAGAUGUUGGAGACCAAAUGCUGAAUAUUUUCUUUCGAUGUCUUGAAAGGAAGUAGGGAGAUUUAAUCACCCCAGUUUACCUGCUGCAAAUUGAUCCGAUUUUGACGGAGUGCGUCGUCAUAUUCAUGAAACAAAAGUGGAUCUUGUGCUUGCUUAGGAGAAAUCUACAUGCAAUUUUCAUGAGAUUUGUGUUGUUGAACGAAGAUUUUCUUGAUAGCGCCGUUUCUUCCAAAUAGGCAUUUUUGUGUUUUAGGACUAAAAUUUUGUUGCUGUUUGCCUUCUUUCCUCCGGCAAACUAAGGGUCUGGUCAUUUUGUAGCGCUUCCCUGGUGUAUUCCCCAUUCAAUGCACAUCGGUGGAAUACCUCUGCGGAAGAAAUUGCUAUCCUUGUUUUGUUUCAAUUUUAUGUUCUCAUUGUCGGGAAAAUAUAGAAACAGUGUUGGAAAACA
This is a messenger RNA of Rhododendron vialii, 922 nucleotides long. RefSeq lists its product as uncharacterized. The record is from RefSeq and is a predicted model, not a curated record. Bases 94 to 444 code for a protein of 116 amino acids. The transcript has 2 exons. NCBI's taxonomy places the organism in Eukaryota, Viridiplantae, Streptophyta, Magnoliopsida, Ericales, Ericaceae.